AACAUGAAAUUGAUUACCUCCAAGCGAGCUGUACACGUGGAGGUCUGUGUAAAAUUAUUACCAGGCAAAAGAUUGGAAGAAUUACAGUCGCUGAUUGAAGGACCGCUGAGGAAUUUGUUGGCCAGGAAACAGCUUCCAUUCAAUGAGGUUAUUAAAUUGUCACCGGAAGAUCUGGAAGAGGAGCCGUUGAAAUGUAUUGAAAGUAUUUUGCUGGAAUGUGAAAGUAAAAAGGAUGGAGAGCUUUCUUCUGCCAGCGAUGCUGAGUAUUUCAUAUUCCAUUUUUAUUGGCCACAAAUAAGACCCAUGGAAAUGGAAAUGUUCGAAGCGGAAUCAGAGGCAGAGGCCAUACCUUCAUCCAGUCAUUGGUUGUUGCCUUCAAAAUCGUUUGUUGGUUUAUGGGAACAUUUGAUUUACGAUGAAGGAUCCAAAGAGAAGCUGCUCAAAUUUGCUCUCUCUGCAUUAAUGUUUUCCCAACAUAAUGUCAAUACAAAUGUGGUGUCCUGCAAUCGACUUAUACUACUUCAUGGACCACCAGGUACUGGCAAGACGAGUCUGUGCAAGGCAUUGGCCCAAAAGUUGUCGAUACGAUGUCGUCCCAUAUUUCGUUAUACCCAUUUAAUUGAAAUCAAUUCCCAUUCGCUAUUUUCCAAAUGGUUCUCAGAGAGUGGCAAAUUGGUUAUGCGUCUUUUUGGUAAGAUCAAGGAAAUCAUACAGGAUUCGCACAGCUUGGUCUGUGUCCUCAUCGAUGAGGUGGAGUCAUUGGCAUAUGCACGCGAUUGUAUGUCGGGACAGGAACCAAGAGAUGCUAUGCGUGUUGUGAAUGCCCUACUGACACAAUUGGAUAGUAUUAAGGAACAUCCGAAUGUUUUGAUUUUGGCCACAUCGAAUUUAGCUGAUACCAUUGAUAUGGCAUUUUUAGAUCGAGCUGAUAUUAAACAAUAUAUCGGGUUGCCAAAUGAAUUGGCUAUACGGAAAAUUUAUGAUUCAAUGAUUACGGAAUUAAUACGUGUUGGAAUUAUUGAAAGUGCGGAAUCACUGCAAAGUGAUGAUAAACAUGAGGGACUGCUUAAGGAGUUAUCUGUGCGCAGUAAAGGUUUAAGUGGCCGAACUUUGAGGAAAUUGCCAUUUUUGGCUCAUGCCGCUCACACAUAUAAUGUUGAUUUUGAUUGUAAGGCAAAAAUUAAUUUACCCGAUUUUUUGGAUUCAAUGCUAGAGGCAUUAGAGAAGCACAAACAGGAUCAUGGUAUGAUGAAAUUGAAUAAAUGAUUGUGAAAAGAAAAUGA
Messenger RNA from Musca vetustissima, 1283 nucleotides. RefSeq names its product pachytene checkpoint protein 2 homolog. The coding region runs from base 4 to 1266 and encodes 420 amino acids. Lineage: Eukaryota; Metazoa; Arthropoda; Insecta; Diptera; Muscidae. Gene Ontology annotation, biological process: reciprocal meiotic recombination; meiotic recombination checkpoint signaling. The record is from RefSeq and is a predicted model, not a curated record. Gene Ontology annotation, cellular component: chromosome; nucleus. The transcript has 4 exons. Gene Ontology annotation, molecular function: ATP binding; ATP hydrolysis activity.